AUGUCUGGCCUUAAGCAGCUGCCGGGUUUACUCAAGCAGCACAGAGAAGCAGCAGCAGCAGCAGCAGCACUGCUGCUGUCUGCUAUCAAAUCGGGACACAAACAGCCAAAGAAACAGCAGCAGCAGCAGCAGCAGAGGCAGCAGCAGCAGCAGCAGCAGCAGCAGGAUAAAGGCGAGUCCGCCACAGCUGGUAACUCUUCAGGGAUAAGACCCACGGCUGCUGAGGAUGCCGCUGCAGCAGCAACAGGAGAUGCUGCAGCAGCAGCAGAUGCAGAUGCAGCAGCAGCAGAUGCAGAUGCAGCAGCAGCAGAUGCAGCAGCAGCAGAGUUAUCUGCGUUUGCUCUUCCUCGUUAUUUACGUUUUUGUUGGUGGCAUGUUGUACAAUUCUUAUGGAAGGAGCAGCAGGUGCAGCGGCUAAUGGAGCAGCAGCAGCAGCAGCAGCAGCAGAUGCAGCAGCAGCAGCAGCAGCAGAUGCAGCAGCAGCAGCAGCAAACUAUGGCAUUCAAGGAAGGAUAUGCACGCGAUACAGGAAGAGUCAUCAAACAAGCAGAGCUGUUUAUGCCGCUGCAGUUGCUGCCGCCAUUAGAUGCAGCAGCAGCAGAACUAAAUGCUGCUAAGGGAACUGCAGCAGCAGCAGCAGCAGCAGCAGCAGCAGCACCAACAACAGCAGCUACAGGAGGAGCAGCAACAAAUACCUCAACUAAUGCUGCAGCAAGAAGAGCUUAG
Eimeria maxima is the source of this 726-nucleotide messenger RNA. RefSeq lists its product as hypothetical. The coding region runs from base 1 to 726 and encodes 241 amino acids. The record is from RefSeq and is a predicted model, not a curated record. NCBI's taxonomy places the organism in Eukaryota, Apicomplexa, Conoidasida, Eucoccidiorida, Eimeriidae. The transcript is spliced from 2 exons.